GGGGGGCGUGCCUGGUAAACUGGAGCUGAGACAGCGAGGGAAGGAGGCGGGCAGACAACCCAGUGUGCGAUGCAAGCCGGCCACUCUUCCACAAUCUCAUUCUCCGUUUUCGCAAUGACUCGUUUGUGAUACGUUUCAUAACACAAGUGCACCCUUCAGACCGAGGGUUGGUCUGACACUUGGGAGGAUCGUCAAAAUGAAACACAAGAAUCUUAUGGCCAAAGCUUUAUAUGACAACGCACCAGAAUCUCCAGAGGAGCUAUCUUUUCGUAAAGGAGAUAUCCUGAUGGUGAUUGAACAGAACACUGGUGGGUUAGAAGGAUGGUGGCUUUGUUCACUGCAUGGACGACAAGGCAUUGCCCCUGGCAACCGUCUCAAACUUCUUGUGGGGCCUAUCUAUGAUAGCUCCACAAGUGAGCCAUCUUCCUCUGUAGCAACACAGCAGUCACUGCAGCAGGGCAUCUAUCAAGUCCCGCCAAGCCUGCAUGGCCAUCCCAGCUGCGGAAGUUCUUUUCGAGAUCCUAUCUACCAAGUACCCCCUUCACAACUGAGUCAGAACGUAUAUCAGGUGCCUCCCAGUGCAUCAGGCCAAGGUGCACAAGGCCAUGAGAUCUAUCAGGUUCCACCGUCUGUACACAGGAGCCCUUGGGGGGCUGACAGUGCCCCUCCUACAAGCAAGGUCAGAUGUGGACAGGGCUACUCUCCAGCAAGACAGCAGCAAAGAGUUUAUGAUAUCCCACCAGUUCGUCAGCAGGGGCUCUACGACAUUCCUGCUGCAAUGCUAAAGGGACCCAUGCAUCAAACACAACUGGAAGAAUUUAAAGCCAAAGGACUGUAUGAUAUACCAUCUUGUUUGGGAAAGGAGAAGCAGAGUGUGUACGAUAUUCCACCCAUUUCUUGCAAAGAGGCACUUGGCAAUCAUGACAGAGAAGCUACAUAUGACUUUCCACCCCCAAUGAGACACUUCACCGAUCCCCUUAUAAGCCAUAAAUCUGAGGGGUUAUAUGACAUCCCACCAACUACUGUAAAGCCAUCUUUAAAGCUGAACUCAAUCCAUUCAGGAGGUGGGAUCAGUUCCCUGAAACAGUCCAUUUAUGAUGUCCCACCAACAGUGGUCAAUUCAGAGUUGGUUUCAAAAAAGCAAUGUGUUUAUGAUAUUCCACCAACCCACCAACAAUCUCCACAGAAAGACAUCUAUGAUAUUCCACGAGGUUUGCAAGACUUUGAACAAUCUGCAUCAGGAGUAGAAAAUACUGUAUAUGACGUUCCGCCACAGGUUUCGCAAGAUGUUAGGGCGGUACAAGAUGUGACUGAUGGAAUGAACCGUUUGUCAUUUUCUAGCACAGGUAGUACACGAAGUAAUAUGUCUACAUCUUCAACGACAUCAAAGGAAUCUUCUGUUUCAGCCUCACCACUGCCAGAGAAGAAGUUACUGCUAGACUUAGAUUCUGCCUUUGAGAGACUGACUCAACUGCAGCAGAAUGUGGAUACCUCAGUAAAGGGACUCAUGGCUUUUGUCAAUCCUAACUGGCGAUCUUAUGAAAUAAUGGAAAAAAACCUUAAUGAAAUACAUGCUUGCGUUGACAAGGUAAAGCAUUCAUUGCUGGGAUUCCUUGGGUUUGCCCAGGGAGCCUUAGUGAAUGCAUCACGUUUAUCAGAUAUCAGUCUUCACAACAAGCUAAAAAAGCAAAUGCAGCGAUUGGAUGACUCCUACCAGAUUUUAGUCCAGACCAGCCAGGCACUGGAUAACAACAACUGGUCCUUGAACAUCUUGGUGGUAAACCGGUCCCAUAAUAAAUGUGAUAAUUUAGACCGUUUUGUUAUGGUGACAAAGACUAUACCAGAUGACAUUAAGCAGUUAGCAUCUUCUAUGAGCACAAAUGCAGAACUCUUAUUCAAACAAGGUGUUGGAAUUACAAACCUAGAGACGGUCCAUGAAAUAAACCAAUUGACCGUUGGUGACAAGAGUACUACAAGCUUUAAUCAGCCCCAUUCACAAGGAGAUAAGACAAUGAUUCAGAUUAGGCCUUUGCAUAGUCCACCACAAUUGGACCGUGAGGAUCACAUUAAAAGCACAGAAAUCAUAGAUAAAAGUUGGAUGGAAGACUACGAUUAUGUCCAUUUGCAGGGGAAAGAUGAAUUUGAGAGACAACAAAGAGAACUUCUGGAAAAAGAAAAUAUUGUCAAACAGAACAAGAUGCAACUGGAGCAACAUCAGCUAAAUCAAUUUCAGGAACUGGAAAAAGAAAUCACAAAACCAGUGGAAAAUGAUCUUUCAAACUGGAAAGCACCACAGCACAUUCCUCAGAAGAGCAGCAGUCUCAGCUCUCAAGAUAAGCAACUUCUCUUCUUCUACUCUGAACAGUGUGAGACUCAUUUUGUAACACUGCUGAAUGCCAUUGAUGCCUUCUUCAGCUCAAUCAGUGGUGGGCAGCCACCCAGAAUCUUCGUGGCUCAUAGCAAAUUCAUUAUCCUCAGUGCUCAUAAACUUGUAUUUAUAGGGGACACGUUAUCAAGACAAGCUAUGGCUCAAGAUGUUCGGAAUAAAGUAUUAAACUAUAGUAAUCUACUUUGUGAACUUCUUAAAAGCAUUGUCAUGGCAACAAAGACAGCUGCCUUACAAUAUCCCAGCAUAGCAGCGGUUCAGGAGAUGGUGGACAAGGUCACAGAACUAUCAUAUCACUCUCACCAAUUUAAAGUCCUGCUGCUGCACUUGGCAUCUUUAUGAAAAGACAUUAUAAUUAAAUUCUGAAUAACAAAAAGCUGUUCUUUAAAGAAUCGAUAUUGUAUUAAAAUGACACACUCAUUGAGUGUUCUGUGUUCAUGUGGAAUUUUUUUAUAUCACUAUGUAUUUUUGCUAUAUUUCUCAUCAUGUUUUCAUUCUUCAGAGGCAUAUGAUAUUUGACCAUAAAUUUUUAUGUGGCCUAUAUUGCUCAGAAUCAUGCUGUGUACCUAGUAUAAUCACACAUUAAGUCAUAUAGUUUACUACUUUACAUUUAACACUGCACUUUGGAAUAUCUUUUAGUAUCAUAUAUUGUAGCAACUUUGCAUUUCAGCAGCAAUCAAACCAGUUAUAGCUUUGUUUAUAACUGUACAUAUUUAUUUGACCAUUGAAAUGGAUGAAUAGAGAGAAUAAAUCAUCACUAAAAGAGAUUUUCUCUUGUAUCAGAGAAGAGAGGCAGCGAUUUUUAAUGGAGUUAGUUAAUAUCAAGGAAGUUUUGAUUCAUUUGUAUUUCAGAAAUGGUGAUGUUGGUCAAGGUACAGGAUUGACUCCAUAAUCUUCUGUUCCAAAAGGAAGCUAAAUUCACAAGAGAACGCAUUGAAGAUGCACAGUAAUGAUUUCUUGAUGGUGAAAAUUGGUUGGGAAAAAAAUCAUGGCUGGAUAUCAGUGACCGGCUCCCUGCAGGUGUCUGUAACAUGACCACAAUAAUUAAGUAGUUUUCUAAUUUAUACAUUCAUGCUAUUACCAGUGGGAUAUACUGAAAAUUUAGGUAUUCUCCAGGUUUUUUCCCAUCACUGAGUUUGCAAAAAUACAAACUGGAGAACUUCAUAUCGAUUCCACAUCCCAAUCAUCCUCCUUAAGAUUAUGAAGCGCAAAAGUCGCUUGCUACUUUUUAAAAAAAUCUAGCUUGUACAUUUAUUGUACUGUUUUUCUGUUUUAAUCAUCAUUGCCUUACUCCAUUAUUUAUUUUAUCCUAACAUUGUCAAAUGAAACUGUAUUCAGUACUUAAUAUUUACUGUAAAUAUCCACGCUGAUUGCCAAGUCAGUGACAGUUCAAGGAUAUUGAACAAGAAUCACUGAGUACAAUUUUAUACAGAAAUGUCCAUAAAUGCUACCCUUGCACCUUUGAAGUCUGGGUAACUCACUUUUAAAUUAUGCUUAGUUUUUUAUUUGUUGUUUUGCCCUGUUUGAAUUUUGUAGCCAAUAGUGCCGCUAUGUUUUUACCUUUUUGAUUAUUAAAUCUUAAAUCAAAACAUAGAGAUUUUUUAGGAUCAGCAACUUUUUGGUGCUUGCAAAUUUGGGGGAAUAUGAAAUAUACUGAUUGACGUCUAUAUGACUUUCAAGGAUAAAGAUUGAAACCCCUUACUUUCAUACACUGAGAAUAGAUUUCCUUGAUGGAAUCAUAGUUUAUUCCAGCAGCUAGUUCUACAUUACUAAUUUGAUUAUAAAUGUUCUUUCAGCCAACUCAUUUCAGUUGAUCUCAUGCCUUCUUUCAUUUGUUACUAAUUCUCUCAAUGUAGAUUCUCAUUUUUAGUUCAUCUCUAGCUCCUGUUGAAAAGGUGAUACAUAAGCUUCCUCCUUCACUACAGCCUAUGUGGUUUCUCCAGAGCAUUCUUGGGAUUGGAGUUUGGACAGUGUUACGUGUGAUUGCAGAUAUAAUCUAUUUUUCCUAAUUGAGUCAUGUUAAAUUAGAAUCCACAAUGCAGGAAAUAUGUGUGUAACUUGUUUACAGGUAGAGGAAAAAAAGGUCAGAAUCUAUGUUGUGCUCUUUAUCACUGUCAUUAAGUUUGCAGAUUUAUGAUUUAUUCACAGCAGAUUACAUUGCUUUAUGAAUAAAAAUAUGGUUUCAUGAACUGAACUGAAAUCCUUAAAGCAAAUGUGCAGAAGAAAUUAACACUGAGACUCUGUUCAUUCCCUGACAUUGCCAGAACUGGAAAUUUACUUUUAAACCCUUCUGAAUAUCAUAUACAACAUUUUCUUAUUAUUCUGUUAAAAAAUAUAAAUAUAUCUCUACUGAAAAAAUUAAAUGGUUUUGAUAUGGAUUUAGAAAAUGGAAGAUUGUUUUAUUUUUCAUACUUUAAUCAUCCAUUAAAAUGGGAGGUAAUACCUUGGUGCUGGAGGAACGCUGUCUCGUUUUUACUGUACCUGUUGUAUAUGGUAGAAAUGACAAAUAAAAAGCUGCUCUUAUCUACCAAAGCCAUUCAAUUUGUUUAAAAAUAAAUUGGAAUAAUUAAAUUUCAACUUCUUUUAUUAAAUUUGAAUAGGCUUUGCAACUUCAAGUAUCCACUUGAGAACCAUUUCUAUUGCAUUGCAGAGCCCUUCCUACUCCUAACAUGUGCACGAAAGUACAGCAGCAUGUUGAUCCUUACCCAGUGAUACCUGCCAGUGGUAAGGCUGUUCAUUGCUAGGAUGUACUUAAAAAAAACUAUCCUCCAUCCCCUUCACCUCAUCCCUGCAAUGGCCUCGUGCUUAUGUAUGUGUAAACAUUGUUGCUUCCUAUACAUGAGUAAGUAUGGGGAAAAUAAGCAAUAAUUCAGUUUUACUUCUAAAAUUGAAGCUGAGAGCAGUGACAUAAGCAUGAAAAUAUGGUUAACAGUUCUGUUUGUGCUUCUAGUGACUUGAAAGAGUCAUCUCAAACAACAAAUCUCUCCCUUAACCCAAUAAAAAAAGUUCUAUGUUCUAAAGGGAUAUGUUUAUUUCAUUCAAAAUGUGCCUAUAUAGUGAAUGAGUACAAGGCUACUUCUAAUGAGGUGCCGCGCUUUAGGAAAACCAUUUGAAAAAUAAAACCACACACGUACUGCUGAUACAGUGGCUUGGGGAGGUGCUGGGGUACAGUCCAAACAUGAGUCACAAAAGAAGUGAUGUAAACACAUGAACACGAAUCUAUCUAUAAGGCUUAUUCAUUGUUAAUUUGUGGUAUUGUAAUACCAUAACCUAUACUGAUCCAUAAUCAGACUGUACUGUGACUUGUAUUGUUAAAUCAUAACCUGCACUAUGCUGUAACACAUACCAUUAAUGUUUAAGUUAGCUCAAUAGCUUUCAUUAAGUUUUGCAUUUAUCCCAUACUCAGUAAAUAUAUUAAGAUCUCUCAUAGCCUAAAUCCAUGCUGUUGUAAUUUGCACCUUUCCAAGACAUAAAUAUCACAAUGCAACCAUUGUAAUAGUAACCAUAUUGAUUAAUCUAAAUGUAAAAUAAUCUUGUGGAACACCAAAAUAAUUUAGUCUAUUCUAUAAUCUCUAUUUUUCCAUAAUCACCAUGAUAUACAUUUAUCACAAUAUGUCCUUUAAUCCAUACUAUAGUUCAAUUUAUAUUGGUCUAUACUGUAAUUCAUACUGACUGUAGCACAUGGUUUUGUGCAUAUUAAUAUAUAAUGAUGCAUACUAUUCAAUAGGUUGUACCAAAGUCUCUGAUGCUGGCCAUAAUAAAACAUUGAUUAUAGCAUAAUAUGAAUCAUGAAUUAUAGUUUAGAUUUUGGGAAUUGUGCAGCUGCUGAUUAGCCAUACCAAUUCUUUGAAUAUAAUCUCUACCAAAAUCCACACUGUGCCACAAUCAUACUGCUUCAUAACCCAAUGACUCUAGAAGCAUUUAAACUAAAUAUUUGUACCAUGAUCCACAAUCUAACAAUUAAUUCUCCGUACCACAGUUUGUACAAUAAUCUACACUGUUUAUGACAUAUUAUCUGUAUUAUUCAUAAUCUAAGAAGAGAAAAAGAUAAACACAAAGUCUAAGACAGGUUUGAAUACCACUCAAGGAAAAGACCAGAAUGAUUCAGUUAUUUUGUCUGAACUUAAGCAAGAGGUGGGCGUUCACUGAUGUGGGUAAGUGUAGUGUUUUCAUUAUUUUGUGUUACUACAUGGACAAUGUGUACUGAUGAAAUGAGUCUGGUCAUAACUGGUGUUUUCCAUUUUCACGAGCUUUAAAAUAAAGCA
Messenger RNA from Chiloscyllium plagiosum (whitespotted bambooshark), 6651 nucleotides. RefSeq names its product neural precursor cell expressed, developmentally down-regulated 9 (gene nedd9). NCBI's taxonomy places the organism in Eukaryota, Metazoa, Chordata, Chondrichthyes, Orectolobiformes, Hemiscylliidae. Gene Ontology annotation, biological process: cell migration; cell surface receptor protein tyrosine kinase signaling pathway. Gene Ontology annotation, cellular component: plasma membrane; cytoplasm. The record is from RefSeq and is a predicted model, not a curated record. Gene Ontology annotation, molecular function: protein binding.